This is a messenger RNA of Verticillium alfalfae VaMs.102, 572 nucleotides long. RefSeq names its product D-tyrosyl-tRNA(Tyr) deacylase. Gene Ontology annotation, molecular function: D-tyrosyl-tRNA(Tyr) deacylase activity. The transcript has 4 exons. Gene Ontology annotation, biological process: tRNA metabolic process. The record is from RefSeq and is a predicted model, not a curated record. Bases 42 to 572 code for a protein of 176 amino acids. Gene Ontology annotation, cellular component: cytoplasm. NCBI's taxonomy places the organism in Eukaryota, Fungi, Ascomycota, Sordariomycetes, Glomerellales, Plectosphaerellaceae.
GAUACGUAGAGUGACAAAACCAGCUUCCCCUCUCUUCCAAUAUGAAAGCAAUCAUUCAGCGGGUUUUGUCAGCCUCCGUGACAGUGGAUAAGGAGGUCAUAUCUUCCAUAGGAAAGGGAGUUCUAGUCUUUGCGGCAGUGGCUCCUGGAGACACAGAAAGAGAGGCAAAGUCCUUGGCUGCCAAAGUCCUGAAGAUGAAGCUUUGGGAUGACGACUCAGGCGGCAGAUGGAAGCAGAGCGUCAAAGACAUUGAAGGAGAGGUUCUCUGCGGUACGGCCACCCAGAACACGAAAAGGGCACUUGCUGACACAGUGACAGUGUCACAAUUCACGCUGCUGGCCAAGACGACCAAGGGAUCCAAGCCAGACUUUCAUGGUGCCCUGGGCGGUGAUGAGGCCAGCAUACUAUACCACUACUUCUUCCAGGAGGUCCAGAAAGGUUACCUUGCCGACCGCGUGAAGAAUGGAAAAUUCCAGGCCAUGAUGGAAGUGGCCUUGGUCAACGAUGGGCCGGUUACGCUUGAGCUAGCAGCGUCACCCCCACCCCCGCCUGGCAACGCGAAAUCGACGUGA